Bactrocera dorsalis (oriental fruit fly) is the source of this 4440-nucleotide messenger RNA. RefSeq lists its product as uncharacterized. Gene Ontology annotation, cellular component: nucleus. The coding region runs from base 118 to 4368 and encodes 1416 amino acids. The record is from RefSeq and is a predicted model, not a curated record. Lineage: Eukaryota; Metazoa; Arthropoda; Insecta; Diptera; Tephritidae. Gene Ontology annotation, biological process: regulation of transcription by RNA polymerase II. The transcript is spliced from 11 exons. Gene Ontology annotation, molecular function: zinc ion binding; RNA polymerase II cis-regulatory region sequence-specific DNA binding; DNA-binding transcription factor activity.
UUGGUUGAACAUACGUGUUGAGGUAAAUAAUAAAGCGGCAAGUUUUAAUCCUUGAUUUUAUAUAAAUUCAUUUUAUUAAUAAGUCUUGCGCGAUUUUAACGAGAAGCGUCAAAUGAAAUGGUUAACCAAUGUCGCGCUUGCCUCAGUUCGAGGGACACCUCCUUCAUUCGUAUGGAGACACACAUUGGCGAUGGUGUCGAUUUCUUUACUUGCUUCAGCUUAUGCACACAAUUGGAAGCGGAACUAGAUGACGGUCUGCCAGGAGUAUUGUGCACACAUUGUUCUCAAGAUCUCGAAAUAUCUUUUAAUUUCUUGCAAAAUGCCAGACAGGCUGAUGGAAUACUGCGUGAAAGCUUUUCACAUAAGUACUUGUCCACCGAAAUAGAAUCAUUGGAUAGCGAAAUGGGUGAUACAAUAAUGGAGCCACUAGAUGUGGUAGAAGGCAGUGAAAUAGAAGAUUGUGUGGUUGAGGAAAUCAUAGAACACGUACAUGCUCCAGAAGAUGUUGCCGAAGAUCGGGAAGAUAGCAGUGUUGUAGAAAUAAUGGAGGUCGAAAAAAAUGAUCUGAACAUUUGUGAAAGCUCUUUAGAUGAGAUAGAACUUAUCGAUAAUAGUUAUGUGGACCAAACUGUAGAGACGGCGGAGGUUGUGGUGGACGAGGUACAUGAAUCACAACCAAAAACAACAGAGUAUUAUGCAGAAGAUGAAGGUGACGAAGAGUACCUAAAAGAGUACAAAGAAGAUGUGCAGCAAUCGGACGCAGACAAUACGGGAUCAAAAGGAGGAAAAUGGAAAUGCAUAGAAUGCAAACUUGUUUUGUGUGGCGAUGUUUCUUAUGAAGGCCAUAUGAAUAUGCACCGUUCAUUGCGACCGUACAAAUGUACCGUAUGCCUGUGUGCAUUUCGUUGCAAAAAUAAACUAGAUCACCAUAUACAACUGCGACAUACACAAGAGAACGAGCCUCAAACCAGCAACCUUAACAAUUGUAAAAAGUGUACAAAAAUCUUCGAAACACCCGAAGAAUUACAAGAGCACCAGGAAUUAAUACAUCCCGAUAGUUAUCCUGUACAAUGUAGACGCUGUCCGUUGUUACCACCAUUCGCGCGGACAAAAUUAACGGAACACUUUCGUAACGAACAUCCCGCGGAACAUCGAAAAUACUUCCCCACGGUGGGUAGGCCACCAAAUGAACCAGCCAAACCAACACCAUGGCAAUGUGAAGUCUGCAAAUGUUAUCUGCGCUCAGAAAGCGCAUUGCGUGAUCACAGGCAUACGCACCAGAAUGAACGACCGCAUGAGUGCCAAUUUUGUGCGAAACGUUUUGUUACUACCAGUAAUUUACGUCAACAUAUGCGCGGUGUACACACCGAGGAAUAUGAGAAGCUAGUUAAUGAAGGCGGUGAUACGAUAGUGCAAUGUGAAAUGUGCAAAAAGCAAUUACUUAGACGAAAUCUCGAAAAACAUAUGGCCUUACAUGUGAAAAAAGAGCGCGAGGCGAAAGAGACUCAAACGAAAUUUCUCUGUGCUUACUGCUCACGUGAAUUCUCGAAUGCGAAAUCGCUCAGUCUGCACGAACAAAACGUGCAUCUUGUCAAAUUGGAGGAGCCGAAAUAUGAAUGUGGUAUUUGUAAGCGUAAAUGUUAUCAACAGCGUGAUCUCAAUUGCCAUAUGCAGCGUGUGCAUCUAGCGGAGCGCAAACACUAUUGCAAUGUAUGCGGUAAUGCGUUCAAGAGCGCUUGGCAGCUGACCGCGCACCGGCUAUUGCAUGCCGAAGACAAGUCUUUUGAGUGCAUACACUGUCAACGGCAAUAUACACGGCAAGCGGAUUUAAUUGUGCACAUGCGCACACAUACCGGCGAACUGCCUUACGCUUGCCACCUGUGUGGUAGACGUUUCGCGAUCAAAGUACGACUCACUUAUCACUUGCAACGGCAUGAAGGCGUCAAACAUUCGUGCACGUAUUGUGGAACUGUCUAUUACAAUCGUAAUCAACUAAAGGAGCAUCUCUUCAAGCACACUGGCAUGCCUUAUCGCUGUGAAUUGUGUCCAGACGUUGGAUUUACGCGUCGUUUGCGUUUUUCCAAUCAUAUGCAGCGUGUCCAUAAUAAAAUUCUAACAGCUGACGAAUUGACUGCUGUGUUUGCGAAAUACACGGGAAAGGCAAUACAUUUCAAUACCAGCAACAAAUCUCAAGAGAAUAUGGACUCACAGGAGUUACCUGAUUUCAUUGUAGAUGAAGAGAAAGAAGACGAAGAUAUGGUAAAUGAAAGCUCCGGUGACUGCUGUAAACGAGAUGAAGGUGGAGGAGGCGGCGGUGGAGCAGAAAAAUCGCUUUUACCCAAACGUACUGCUGCAGCAGCAGCGGCAGCAGUGCCUGUGCCGGGUGGGGCGGGUGGCAUAAAAGCAUGCCCCCCAGUGGGUCCAGUACCACCGCCCGUUGGCGGCAAUGCAGUGACGGUUUUAUUAGAUGUGUUCGUUUCAGAAAAAGGAAUCUACUUGCUAACAAACAUGAAUUCGCCCAGUCGCGCUGAAAUCCACUUUGAAGACAUGCGAUGCUGUCGUUCUUGUCUGUCCGUGGCUUCAGAAGAUGAGCUUGAGGAUUAUAUUGAUUUACUGGAGACUUUUACCACUGAUUGUGCAACUACUACCUUACUAGAGGCUUUCAAUAAAUGCACUUCAUUAAAUGUGCUGAUAGAAGAUUUUAUUAUUGAAGGAUAUCCGCCUUGUCACUACAUAUGUGGACGUUGUCGUUUAGAACUUUCGCAAGCUAAUGAGUUUAUAACUCGAGCACAACUAAAUAACCAGUUAUUAAAAGAACAAUAUAAUAGUGACAAGUCAGUACAAUCCCCAAUUAGUGAUACUGAGAUUCUUGAAAUUGAAAUUAAAAAUGAAUCGCUUGCGCAAAAAUCGGAGCAUGAUGAAAAAGCAGAUGAAUUGAAAACUGUGGUAAAAGGGGAAUAUAAAAGUGCUAAAUCAAUACAUUCGCCAAUAAAUCAUACUGAGAUUCUUGAAAUUGAAAUAAAAAAUGAAUCGCUUGCUCAAAAAUCGGUGCAUGAUGAAAAGGCAGAUGAAUUGAAAACUGUGAGUUUUACAGAGGUUGAGUUUGACAACCAGAAUUCUCCCGAGCCGGCUGCCAGUGAGAUCCUUGAGCCGACGGAUGAUGAUAUUCAAGAAGAUAACGAAAUUACGCCAACAACACUAAUAAGUGUUGAGCGCGUAAUAUGUAACGAUGAUAAAAAUUCUGUAAAUAAUUCCCAGACAUCGAUAGGUAGUAAUGAAUUUGUACUAAGUGCUAACAUCUCCCGAAAUGAAGACGACACAAAUAUUGAAGAAACAGAUAAGGCUUAUUUUGAAUUCAAAUGUGAGUUUUGUACUUGCAUAUUCGAGUUUCAAAGAGAUUUACUGCAACAUUAUGAAAUUGAUCACGCGGACAAAACACUUAAUUUUCCCUGCGACAUUUGCGAAAAUCGAUUUGUAACGAAAAAUGCUUUACGCAUACAUCGACGGCAGGUGCAUCAAAAAGAUGAAUAUCUCGAUUGUGAGCAUUGUGGACGUACCGUAUUAAAAACAUUCUAUAACGUACACUUGAGACGCCACAAACAACUUAAAUUCUUAUGCAGCAAAUGCCCAAAAAGAUGUGUUUCGCGUUACACACUCAAGAAACAUAUGGAAUUGCACUCCGAAGAACGUGAUCGCAGUAUUGAAUGCUAUUGUGGUAAACGUUUCUAUUCAUUGGAACAUCUGCAAUUACAUCAAACCAUUCACAUUUCACCCGAAGAUAGAGCAGUAUUCGAAUGUAGUGUUUGCUCCAAAACAUUCUUACGAAAAGCAAAUCUUGGUUUACACAUGCAAAUGCAUCGCGGCGAGACUAUGGAUUGCCCACAUUGCGAUAAGAAAUUUGUAAGACGUAAAGAUCUCGAAAUUCAUAUACGUUUCCAUACUGGCAAUUUUCCAUACUCUUGUUCGAUGUGUGACCGAAAGUUCGCCAUUAAGGGACAUCUUAAUUACCAUGAGAAACGUCAUCUGGGCGUGCGCUACAAAUGUGACGAUUGCGAGAAAACAUUUAUAAAUCUGGCCGGUUUGCGGCAACAUCAGUAUGAGCAUACGGGUAUGCCAUUAAUGUGUAGUGUUUGUCAGCGUGGCUUUCCAACUAAAUUCAAGAUUCGCCGCCAUUUGCGCAACGUACACAAACAUCUCUUUAAGAAUACUGACUACUCAGAUGAAUUAGCAGAAAAGUAUAUAAUCGCAACGACCAAUUCAAAUCAAGCAAUAAAUAAAGAAGCAAAAUCAGUAUAUGUACUGGAAGACUCAAUCGAAAUGCUUGAGGAGCAUGCCGAAGACAUUCCGUUAAAUAUGCUGUCCGUUUAAGCUGACAAUUUUGGAUUAAAUAUUAUGGAAUAUUACUAGUCACAAAUAGGAGUAAUAAUUGGAAAUGUAGCC